AUGUCAAACAAUAGAAAGGUCGCUAUUUUCUGGGACUAUGAAAAUUGUAGUCCUCCCUUGAAUUCUCAAGGACAUGCCAUUGUAAAUGGCAUUAGACGAAUUGCUCAUGUCUUUGGAUACGUAAUAUCGUUCAAAGCAUACUUUGACAUGUCCUCGCAGUCCUCCCAGAAGUCUGUCGGGUUUCGCUCUGACCUUCAGUCCUCUGGGGUGUCCAUAAUUGACUGCCCCCACAACGGCAAGAAGGAAGUCGUGGACAAGAUGAUUCUUGUGGAUAUGAUUACAUUUGCUGUCGAUAAUCCUUCACCUGCCACAGUCAUUCUGAUAGCCGGUGACCGAGAUUACGCUUAUGCCAUAUCAACCCUCCGCCUUCGACAGUAUAAUGUCGUUCUCGUCGUACCUCCAGCCCCAAAUAUUCCCCAGAGCUUGGAGUCUCAGGCCUCUGUCGUGGUGGAUUGGAAUUUUGCUAUUCUUGGAAAGCGCACAGAAGCCGAUACAGCACCGGUGCGGCAACCUUAUCGCAACCUUGACGAAGAUAUCGUAGAGCGGUUAUCACGCGAAAUUUGCGAUUCAAACGAAGAUCCUGCUGUCACUCUUCUUUCUUCGAAUCUCCCCACAGCACCGACCCAUACGCGGCGCGUCAGUGCAGCAGAGCUGCUACAGCCG
Messenger RNA from Suillus fuscotomentosus, 663 nucleotides. Its product is annotated as NYN domain-containing protein. Gene Ontology annotation, molecular function: RNA nuclease activity; CCR4-NOT complex binding; mRNA base-pairing post-transcriptional repressor activity. NCBI's taxonomy places the organism in Eukaryota, Fungi, Basidiomycota, Agaricomycetes, Boletales, Suillaceae. The transcript has 3 exons. Gene Ontology annotation, cellular component: cytoplasm; peroxisome. Gene Ontology annotation, biological process: post-transcriptional gene silencing. The record is from RefSeq and is a predicted model, not a curated record. The annotation marks the transcript as partial.